Molecule: messenger RNA, 2768 nt
Organism: Caenorhabditis angaria
Lineage: Eukaryota; Metazoa; Nematoda; Chromadorea; Rhabditida; Rhabditidae
Source: the annotation of a GenBank genome assembly
CUGCCGAACGUUGACGCAUAUCGUGCCGAUAUUCCCUCACUUUUAGGAGUUGGCCGCAAAAAAACGGCAAAAUUGCCCAAAAAUCUACUGUUCUCCAAGAAAAUCUGGAAUUCUGGUUGGUUGAAAAUCUGAAAUUUUCAUCUGAAAUUAUUUUCAGCUCAACCGAAACCGCUGAAAAUCAAUGAGAAUCUGGAAAAUUCGGAGAUUUCCAGCCCCAAUUCAUAUUUGGUUGGAGUUUUGCCAACUCCAAGUGCACAAAAAUCGAUUUUGGAUUCUUUAUUGGUGGGUUUUGGUUUUUGAUGAAAAUUUGGCGGGAAAUUUGAAAAAUUCACAAAUUUUUGAAUUUUUCGAAUUUCGCGCCUAGGAAAAUUUAGCGCGAAGUUUGAAAAUUCAAAUUUUUCAGUAAUUUUUGAGUUUUCUAGUUUCCCGCCUAAAAAAACCUGAAAAAUUUUAAUUUUUUAAAUUUCCCGCCACUGAAAGAAAGCUGAAAAUUUUGAAUUUUCAAAUUUCCCACACUGAAAAAUUAAGCGCGAAAUUCAAAAAUUCAAAUUUUUCAGAAAUUUUUGAAUUUUCAAAAUUCCCGCCUCAAAAAAACUGAAAAAAUUUGAGUUUUCUAGUUUAUCGCCUCUGAAAAUUGAGCGCGAAAUUUGAAAAUUCAAAAUUUUGAAUUUCGCGCUCAAUUUUACUGGGCGGGAAAUUUGAAAAAUCAUAAAAAUUUUGAAUUUUCUAGUUUCCCGCCUCGAAAAAAUACCGGAAAAUUAAAAUUUUCAAAUUUCCCGCUUCUAAAAAUUGAGCGCGGGUUUCGAAAAUUCAAAUAUUUUUAAAAAUUAGAAUUUUUGAAUUUCCCGCCACUGAAGAAAUGGGAAAUUUGAAAAUUCAAGAAAUUUCUAAAACUCCUCAAAAUAAAAUUCCACAAAAUUUUAAAUUUUCAAAAUUCCCGCUUCAAAAAAAAUGAAAAUUUGAAUUUUAAAAUUGCCCGCCUCCAAAAAAACCUGAAAAAUUUGAAUUUUUGAAUUUUCUAGUUUCCCGCCACUGAAAAAUCAAGCGGAAAAUUCAAAUUUUCCGAAAUGUUUUUUUUUCUAGUUUCCCGCUUCUAAAAAAAGCUGAAAAUUUUGAAAUUUUAAAAUUUCCCGCCACUGAAAAUUAAGCGCGAAAUUCAAAAGUUCAAAAAAAAAUCUCAAAUUUUUUCAGCAACACGCCAUUUUACACCACUCUAACCUGGACCGCGACACAAUCUUUCAAUAUUCCUCUGCAAAUUUUCUCACAUUCCUACAUUGCUCAGUUUUGGCACAAAUUUUGGCGGCAAAUUCGAAUUUUCCCGAAUUUUCGCGCAAAUUUCACUUCCUCUCCCACAAUCAUCGCCGAAAUUCGGCGAUUUUCAACAAAUUUUUCGAUUUGAAAAUUAUCGAAGACGAUUUUGACACCGGAUAUUCGACACGAAGUUUUCAUCCCGAAUUACCGACACCCAAGAAAUUGACACAUGAGAAAAAGUUGAAUGAGGUAAAACUGGGCAUUUUUUGAUACCAAAUAUGCCACGUGGCUUUUUCGCGCCAAAAUUUGCUUCAAAAUGACACCAAACAUGAUAUAUUUUGGUCUACAGUACUCCUGGGUUACUGUAGAUCUAGAUUUUUUGAUCUACAUGGAAUUUUUGGAUUUUUGAGAUACAGUACUCUUUGACACGUGGCAUUUAUAUGAUUGGGUUACUGUAGGACUAGAUUUUUUGAUCUACAGGGAAUUUUCUAGAUUUUUGAGCUACAGUAAUCCUUGCUACGUGGCAUUUUUCCGGGUUACUGUAGGACUAGAUGUUUUUUUGAUCUACCAGAAAUUUUGAGAUUUUUGAGCUACAGUAAUCCUUGACACGUGGAAUUUAUAUGAUUGGGUUACUGUAGGACUAGAAUUAUUGAUCUACAGAGAUUUUUGAGCUACAGUAAUCCUUGACACGUGGAAUUUAUAUGAUUGGGUUACUGUAGAUUUUUUGAUCUACCAGAAAUUUUGAGAUUUUUGAGCUACAUUAAUCCUUGACACGUGGCAGUUUUUCUGGGUUACUGUAGAUCACAUAGAUUUUUUGAUCUACAGGAAAUUUCUAGAUUUUUGAGCUACAGUACUCUUUGACACGUGGCAUGUGAAUGAUUGGGUUACUGUAGGACUAGAUUUUUUGAUCUACAGGAAAUUUUGAGAUUUUUGAGCUACAGUAAUCCUUGCCACGUGGAAUUUAUAUGAUUGGGUUACUGUAGAUUUUUUGAUCUACAGGGAAUUUCUGGAUUUUUGAGCUACAGUAAUCUUUGACACGUGGCAUUAGAGAUCUACAGUAUCCUGAAAAUUUGCAAAUCAAAAACUACAGUACCCUAGAUUACUGUAGAUCACUCAUAUUUACAAUCAAAAUGCGUCAAAUUUUCGCGCGCCAAAACCUACAGUACUACUUGCAGCUCAAACUCUUCAACCAUCUACAGUACCCCGUCCGAAUCGCCCCUCAAAAAUCGAUAAAAAUCGCCGAAAAAUGGCCCGAAAUCGAGGAUUUUCCCGCUUUUGCCUAUUUUUUCGAUUUGAUCGGCAAACAUCCGAACGCGAAAUCAGCACUGACUGUAAUUCAAUCGAUUUUCCCGGAAACCUGUCUGAAAUUGGCUGAAAAUCCGAUUUUGGAGCUGAAAAUUGGUGAAAUCGCAGAUUUGGACCUGGAAUUGAUUUUUGCGCAAGUAAAAUCGGAACUUGUGGAAAUGGCCGGGUUUUUGGCGUUUUGCCAAAAUUUGAAAAUCAAACGGGCCGUUUGA